Spirometra erinaceieuropaei is the source of this 6331-nucleotide messenger RNA. The record is from the annotation of a GenBank genome assembly. Lineage: Eukaryota; Metazoa; Platyhelminthes; Cestoda; Diphyllobothriidea; Diphyllobothriidae.
AUGCGAGGUAUGUGUGUGGAACAGAUCAAAGCUCCUCACCAAACAUGUUAAGACAGAAUGACAGAGGGAAGAACGUCACGCCAGGACACUUUCACGCACUUCAGUCGCCGGCUAGUAGAAACGUGCAUGAUUUUGUACGUUGGAAAUCCGUUUUCGUUACCCCUGAAUCAGACGUCAUGCAAGACGUAGUGAAUAAGGUAUGAGCGUCACCCCUAAGCAAGAGAAAACGUUAUGAUAAGUGGUGUUCGCCUUGUGGGGUAUUGUCUUUUCUGACCAUAUUCACUGAAAACCCGUGAUUACCAAAUCCAAAGGGAAUUUCCUUCAGCUAGAUGAAUUCAAGCACACCAGUCUGGCAUUUCAAGAAGACCUGCCUGUUGUCGUUAUCUAAGGUCGAAAAGUACUACUCAUUUCGUUCUUACUCGGGCAUGCUAAGUGUUGACUUUCGACUUGUAGUGCAUUUUUCUUUGUUUGUCUUCUAUUGGCUGUAAAAUCACCACGGCGCUCUUGUCCAUAUAAUGGUUUUGAAGUGGAAGGCAAGAAGGACUUGCAGACACUCCUGAAACCUACUGACGUAAAUAUAUGCCACUAAGUCAUAAACGUGACGUCGGCACUAAGGGCAGUAGAAAAAACGGGGUCUCUUAUCCUCCAAAUCUAGACAUCAUACUAUACUGCUUGAGACGCAGUUGGCAAAUGUACUCCAAUCGCCACUUGCGACUGCAGCGAAGGCUCACUUUGAAUUCCCAGUGUUCUUAUAAGCAGCGGGACCAAGAACUGGAAGCUGUAAAAAUAUAAAACUAAGCUAGUUCUCUAGGAUAAGCAUGCAGUACUUAAGGGGUUUCUUCUCCGGCACUGUCAUUCCAGUUGCGAAUAGUCAAAAUAAGACAUUUUCAGGAACCCAACACAACGCAUAAAUUCAAAUUUGUUUUAAAAACUGCAGUCUAAAGUAAUUUUACUAAGUCAGACUACUAAUUCUUACCUAAAGGUGUACUUAAAAUGACACAUUUUAUAUACCAUUGAAAAUAGGUUAUAUGAAUUUUACAAAAUGUUAAAGCUGGUUUGAGCCAUAUGGUAUAUUUUACAAGAAAGAGCAAUAAGUGUGGAGAUACGACGUUUUAUAAAUUGACAUUUCAGCUUUUAAAACUAGCAAAACUAAAAACUUUUAAAACCGAUACAUACUCUUCAUUCUAAUAUAAGAAUUAAAAAAACCCAAUCUUCUGCCAAAUAAGUAAAAGAACGGAUAUUUUAUGCAUGUUUUCCAUAAACUAUAUACGAAUUUAUGAGGACAUCAAAAAUCAAUUAAAAUAAUUCCUACUUAUUAAGCUUCCAUCUUUUAUAGAGCGCAGUUUUUUCGUAGACGUCCAGAAACAGGCCUGUUUGAAAGCAGGCAUCCCGACGUGACUGAAGCGCCAUGAGAUUAUUCCACGAGGUAAUUAAUUUCACAGACCUUAACUAGUUUUUUCGAAUCGAAAACACAUUUCAGAAUUUCAGUCAACAUUUCAUUAGAUAGCACAUCUGCUGUAUUAAGUCAAUGUAAAAUUCUUUAUAUACUCUCCUGGUUACUCUUGUCCGUAGAUUGACCAGCUCGUAGGUUUGCUCGCCGUCAGUGUUGAAGGGCCUCCACGGACACAAGGAUCGAGUUCAUUUACUCAAAAGAGAAAAGUAGCAUUUCGAGUUUUACAGAUUCCCCAGGCCUUCGGUCUUCUGCACACCAACCUCCAAAUACUGAAGUUCUUCUUUUCAAAAAAUGGUGGCGAGCGAACGUUACUUUCGAUAACUUCUCGGCAAGCCAAUACAGGUAUAUGGGACGGGGCACAGUGAGUGGAAUUAGCAAUACUCAUCUUGUCUCAAGGGCAUGCAUUCAUAAUAUUGUGGAUCCCGCGAGGAAAUAGUAAUUCUCUCAAGCAAAACAUGCUUUUGCCGCGGCCUCUUAAGUUUCAUUUAUCUCAUUUUGGGAUAUAAACGAAAAGAUUAACCAUCAAACUGUUUUUGCCCUCAGCAAUCUAUCCUUGAUUCCAGUGCAGGCGCCGAUGGGAGCCUUUUUGAGAAAAUAUGACAAUUUUCGCUCACGGUAUAUUCUUGCACCAGCAAGUGACGGUGAAAAUUAUGAACGACUAAGUAAGGUCAGCUCAAAAUAAGCAGUCUCUUUAUAGCCAAAGCUUUAAAUGGACCGUGAUAUAUUCACGUUUGUCAGAGACCGUCAACCUCACUCUCUCCCUCAUCCCAUUCCUAGACACCGGUCCGCGGUCCGAGUAGACCAUUUGUUUGAUACAUGGAGUUAGCCCAGUGGCUGACAGACUUCGAAAGCACGUUUGCGCACUCCACACUCAUGAUCUAGUCUCCAAACGCACAUAUCAUAAUAACAUACAGUAGAUGUGCUAACUCAUGAAAUGUCGACCAAAAUUUCGAAAUGCGUUCUCGUUUCGAAAAGAUAAAUUAAGUAGUGUUGUAAAACUUAUCAAGAUGCAGCAUAAGAGCUAUAAUGAUCCAGUUACCUCAGGGUGUCGGCUUUCGCAGGAACUUAUUUUCGGCUGCAUGCAAGAUCUAUACGCUGCAAAAAAUGGCUACUUAAUCAGUAUGCAAUUUUCUCUUUGAUUUUCGAUACCCUUGAAAAUGCAAUUAUAUUUCAUGGAAAACAUGCAUAAAAAUAUUCAUUCUUUUGCUAUUUCGGUAGAAAAUCACGUCUUCUUCCAAUUUCAUGCUCAAAAGAAGAGUAUAAUUCGGUUUUAAAAAGCUUUUCUAUUCCCGAAUCAUUUUGAACCCGACCUGAUUGUAUACUUGCAUUCAGGGUUUCAAAACUAGAAGCUGUAUAUUUUCCGUGAACGGAAAACCAAGCAUUUCUCUGCUGUGUUAAUAGUAGAUCAUAUGAGGUUCAUAAAAUUAGGCAGUGGAUUUGACCAAUAUUGUUACCUUUACCAGCCACAUUCGUAAAUGCAGAUACAUGACGUUUCAUGAACGGCAAUUUAACGGUUUUAAAAAAAUCUCAAAAUUAGAAACUUUUUUAAAUCGAAUUAUACUCUUCUUUUGGGCAUGAAAUUGGAAGAAGACGUGAGUUUCUACCGAAUAAUUAAAAUAUUGAUUAUUUUUAUGCAUGUUUUCCAUGAAAUAUAACUGAAUUUUCAAGAGCAUCGAAAAUCAUCCGACGGUGGUGGUGGUGGUGAUGGUGAGGGUAGUGGUUGACGGGCUGUCGGGAGAGCAGGAGAGAUGGUGGUCGUCGUCCCUGUGACAGAGAUAAUGUAGAUGACAGCUGGACACCGGAAUUGUAAUCAUCGUUGAGGAUUGUAGUGACCUCUCUGUCACCCGUGUGGGUUUGGAGCACGGGCGACCGAGGAGGUAGCAGUUGGAGUUGUCAGGUUAUUAAUUUAUUGAGUUCACAGAUGUCCGAAUAAGUUCACUCGCGGAUGGAAUGUUCAUAGAAAGCUAGGAGGUGGAUACGGGCGAGAACAUUCAAGUUCGAUGAGGCCAAAGUUAUCGCGAGAGGGGAUGAUCAAGUGAGCCGCGGGUUAAUUGAGUCAUGGUUCACUGGACGUCAGUCUGUCAACAAGUGCAACGACAUCCCUACUCCAUAUUCCGUCCUGGGGCAUAUUUUAGCCAAAGUAAUUAGCCACUCGGGGAGCGCGCAGGCCGGUGAGCCAGGCGGCCGAGCAAUUAUCACACCGGCAUCCAGCACGGGUGAUGAGAUUUCAGCAAUUAACAACUUGCAUGUCGGCCAUCAAGCAAUUAGCGCACCCGCGGAAAAGAAUUCUUGAUGAAGGGGAAAGCGCUUAAUUAUAAUGGGUAUGCGGUAGCAUAGCGACUGCUUCCUAUAAAUAGCACAACUUCCUGUGCACGAAUAACUCGUUUCUGCCACUGCCUCUGAGGAUGGGUUUAAGUGAAAUCCGAAGCGCGAGGCAAAUAAAACCCUUUUUCCAGUGACUGCUUCUACUUCUUAACAAGGACAAUCAGCUUGCCCGUCUUUGGCGCAGCCGACAAGAUGGCAUGCUGGUCAUUGUGGAACUUGUUCUUCGUCCCGUCAGAGCAGUCGUCUCACGAUGUCUUGGCGAGUAUCAAAGGCGAUGUUAGCAUCACGUCGCUCUGUCUUUGGGCGGCGCAACCUCCCACAGCUGUCCCUGUUCGGAUAAUCGAGCUUUGCUGAGGGCUGCGACGUCCAGCUUCUCAAGUUAACAACAACUUCAUUUCUUGAAGAAGAAGACACGAUCGCCUGACGUUUCGGAUUCCUGCUCGAAUCCAUCAUCAGAGACAUAAGCAGAUAAGGGUCAUUUCUUUCGGCCAGUUGCCUAGCAGAUUGUCUCAAAGGGAGCCAGCAUUCCAGACAGCCAGACUGGUGAAAGACACUCUACCAGUCUGUGAGGUAAAGUGGAAGUGACGGGUACGGGAGUUGUUUGUAUCAGGGUGGCGAGUUUUGCAACUACGAGCCACAGUUCAAUUGCGGAUGGCCUGAUUCCUCAGCAUUCGUUAAGAGCACCCUUUUGGCCAGCAGGUAAGCAGGUCCGUCCCCAAGUAGGGAGGCUUAAAUAUCCCCUACGGCCGCCAAACGCCCCUAAGGUUCGCGGCCUUCUUUAGGGAAGGGCAACCCGAGUUGUCCUGGGACUUUUUGAAGUGGAGGGAAGAGGGAGGAAACGGAAGAGGAGAUGUAGGAUGGAGGUGGAGCGAUGUAAAUGGGAGUGGGAAUAGAAUAGCCGAGUGGAGGGAUACACAACACCAGAUACCCUCAUCCGGCUUAGCCCGCAGGUCAAGGCGGUUACCGGGCUAUCACUAUUGGGCAGCCACAGGUGAGAGUUUAGUGCUAAUUCGAUCAUCGCAAACGACGAUGUUCACCAAUGACCCAUAAGGGGGGGGGACCAGGAACGGGGACUUGGAUGUCAAUUUAUGGUGAAGCAGACUUGUAAAGCGCACCCAAACUCCCUCCGCCCUCCUUCGAACACAGACCGUGGGCAGAAAAGGCUAGUCUUCUCAAAAAUCACACCACUUUAUCAAAUUUAAUUGGUCACUCGAGACUAAUAAAAUCCUUAUCCUAUAUUUGGCCUAUCCGCAUUCGCAACAGUUACCAGUGCCCAGACGCGGUAAUGGGGGCAUCAAAGUGCGCAUUUUUGACAUCUGGGUCUUUUGAAAAACGCUUAUUUCGAUAGGCCUUUGUGCUGUUUUGACUACUGAUUUUACAGCCAACCCAGUGGAUUAGGUUCAUGCGAAACAGGCUCCGUCAUAGCUAUGAGCCGUAAGCCAACACUUGACUCUCCUGCAUUCCUAGCACAUUUUUCGUGGUUUUCUGUUUUGGGGGCGGCAAAUAAGAUAACUUGAAGCACCCAACGACACAGUCCGCUGCCACUCACGCAAGCCAACGCUCGUUUCUGUGUGUGGGUGGGUUGGUUUCAUUAAAGUACAUAUCAGAAAAAGACUUAGCCAGCAUCUUUGAUAACCGACGGCAUCUCAACUGAUAGGACCGCUAUGCAGAGCAGCGGAGUGAGGCGUUACUGGCCCCUCUUCCUCCGACGCGUUGAACUGCUAAAUCCUGCCGCGUUUGUAUAUUCAAAAGAUUUUCGUCAGCAUUUUUUGUGGAGUUUUUUUCGUUCAGCGCUGCCCCAGUAGGGGUUCACAGGAUUACGAGGCAAGCGUCUUUCGGUCGUUUUUGCUGGUUGAGGAAUCACAAGCACAUUCAUAGACACAUUUUUUAAAUUGGCAAUAAGAUCUCUAGGUCUGAGUUGCCGCCUACGAGAGCAGUAAAUUACUUUGUAAUUUUUCUUUGAAACGGAUGCAGGCCGAAUCUAUGUCAUUCAUGAAGAAAUUGAUUGGGCUAUCUGUUUAAGAAUACGACGACGAUGAUGAUGAUGAUGAUGAUGAUGAUGAUGAUGAUGAUGAUGAUGAUGAUGAUGAUGAUGAUGAUGAUGAUGAUGAUGAUGAUGAUGAUGAUGAUGAUGAUGAUGAUGAUGAUGAUGAUGAUGAUGAUGAUGAUGAUGAUGAUGAUGAUGAUGAUGAUGGAAAAGUGGAGGGGGAGGUAAAAAGGACAGUUUUUGUACGUAGUUUUUUCCAAAGUUCGAUUCCCCCUCUCUAAUUCUCACAAGUGAAAGUGACAUAUUUGUUAUAGCCACAACGUCAGACUAAGGUCAGCGUUUAACCAGGCUCUACAGUCAGCGAUAUGGGGAGUAAUAUAAGUAUUGAUAGAAAGUGUAUAAAACUGUUUUAAAUCUUCUAAAUUUGACACUUUCCUAUGAGGAAAAGCCUUUGAGGAAUUUACGUGCGCGGAAAUCGUAGCUUCGAGAGUUGCUAUUCUGGUUUCUUUGCUUUGCAGCUGAAGGACUGCUUGGCAGAAAAAACGAUUCUGGACGCUUUAUACUAA